Molecule: messenger RNA, 5994 nt
Organism: Epinephelus lanceolatus (giant grouper)
Lineage: Eukaryota; Metazoa; Chordata; Actinopteri; Perciformes; Serranidae
Gene: mia3
Product: MIA SH3 domain ER export factor 3
Biological process (GO): vesicle cargo loading; protein secretion; endoplasmic reticulum to Golgi vesicle-mediated transport
Cellular component (GO): endoplasmic reticulum membrane; endoplasmic reticulum exit site
Molecular function (GO): protein binding
Source: RefSeq, a predicted model, not a curated record
GUCGGCUCCUUCAGCUCCAGCAGCAGCAGCAGAGUCGAGCCAGUCAACAGAAACUGCCAGCAUGGCAGCAAAACACUUUUACCGACAGGGCUUUUUAUUACUUUUAUUUAAUUUUAUUUCAACAGCAGCCUUGGAAAAAAGGUUCUCCGACUUUAAAAGAUGCGCAGACGAGGAGUGCAGCAUGCUUUUGUGUCGGGGAAAAGCUAUGAAAGAUUUCUCAGGACCAGACUGUCGGUUCCUGUCCAUCAAGAAAUCAGAAACUGUCUAUGUAUACUACAAACUGUCAGGCAGAAGGAACGACAUGUGGGCCGGAAGUGUUGGGAGUAACUUUGGCUAUUUCCCAAAUGAGGUCCUUGCAGUUAACCACCUUUAUACUGACAAAGAAAUUGAAGUUCCAGCAGAGUCAACAGAUUUCGUCUGUUUUGACACUGGAUUUGAUAAGUUUGAUAAUUACGACGUAGAUUCACUGUUAGGCUCCUCACCUAAGGAGAAUGAUGGUGAAAAUGAGGUAACACCUGACCAAAUCCAAGUGGCAGAGAGUGUGCAGAAAGAAACACAGCCGCCAGCAGAUGAGGCAUCUAAAAAUGAAACACAGAUUGAGCAUCAUGAUAGCUAUGAGGAUAUUGAUGAAGUCCCAGAUGAUGAAAGUGCCUCUUUCCUGGAACCUAACACAGUAACUGAAUCACCUCCUACAGAAGUAGAAGAGCCUGAUCCAGCAGCUACACCUGAUGCUCCCAAAAGAGCAGCAGAAGAGACAGAAGCUGAGCAAGAGAGCACAGCAGAGUCUGUUUUUGAAAAUCUUGUGCCAGAAACCAAAGAUACACCCCUACCAUCUGAAGUGGAAUCUGUUCCCAAAGAUGAUUUAGUUCCUGAAAGCGAACCAGUCUCGAUAUUUGAAGGAAUGCAAAUCCCUGAGCUGAAAACUACCCUCGGAACAACUUUUGAUGCUGUCACCACUGAUGAUGAAAUCACCAAGAGUGUAUCGCCAUAUGAAGAGGAGGAAAGCAAAUAUGAGGAGAAUCGUCCCGAGGAUGACAUUGAAGUUGAAGUAGAAACUCCACUGUUGUCUUUCACUAAAGAAUCCGUAAACACUCCAGCAUCUGAUCCCCUCAAAGAGCAUGAAAGUCCUCCAACAGCUCAUGAUGACAAACCAGAGGCAGCAGAGGAGAAGGGCGUGUGGACGUCAUUUGGAGAUGCUGUUUUUUCAGUUGUCACCGGGGGAGAGAGGACAGACCAAGAUUUGAGUUCAGAGGAAGACGAUGACGAUGACGACGACGACGUUGACGAAGAUGAGGUAGUGGCAGCUGCUUCAGAAAACGCCCCGAGUUUUGAGGAAGCAAAGAUAGCUGUAGAAGAAGUACCGCUAUCGGUAGAAUCACCAACAGAGCCAGAGAACGUAGAGCCAGAGAACAUGGAGCCAGCAUCGUUUGAUCAUAAAGAUGAGAGUGACGGAGAAGUGAUCGGACCUGCGGACACUUUGGAGGAAACUUUAAAACCAACCAAUGAGCCAGUACACCAUCAAAGAGAAGCAAGUACGAUAUCAGUGGAUCCGGUGCCACAACAUGAUACUACUGCCGUUCCUGAGGCUCAAAACUUAGGUAUUAAAACAACAGAUGAACCAGUUGAGCACAAAAAGGAAGAGGAGGAGGCACCCAAAGAUGUGGUGGUCAAUAAUAAUGACAGUAGCAUUACAAUAGAACAUAGUGAGGAUUUGGUCCAUGAAUUGGACGAAAACAAAACGUUGCCAGAUCAAGAAUUAGCCAGCACCAAAACUGAAACACGUCAGGACCCAUUCACUGAGGAGAUGCUAUCAAAGAAUUCAGAUAUGAAAGAUGAUGAAAAGCCGAUAGAUGACAGCUUACCUGAUCAGAAACAUGACCAUGUAAUGACAGUCUCAGAGAGUGUUAACAGUCAACCACAAUUAUCUGUGAAGGAACCAGAGAGUCACGAAGAACAUCCUACAGAGGAGUCGGAAGAUGAAGAAGAGAUAGAGAUAGAGGAACCCAAAGGCGAGGAGAAAGAAGAAUUACUUGAAGAUGAAAACGCACUUUCUUUCUCACAAUCAGAUGACACCGACUCUGACAAACCCUCACCUGAAACAGCUCUGCCCACUGUGUCGACUCCAGAGCCAGAGUACAGCGACAGCGUGUUGAGACUGACUCUGCUUCGAGACCACUUCACAGAGGAGGAAAUGAUGCGAGUCCAAAAGCUUCUGGGUCUCAAGAAUCUUUUCAAAAUUGAGUCCAUGUUCUUAGACUUGGACACCGAAUUGCAGGCUACCCGUCGCACACACACAGGUACCACACAAGACAUUGAAAGUGCACUCGAGAGCAUCCUGGAAACCUCUGAGAACACCAUCCUGGAUGAGAUUGAGAAGAUGCUGGACAGCCAGGACACAAAAGACAACUAUGACCAACUUACUGACACAAGUAGUGUGGAUGAGGAGACUGAAAUACUGGAUGACUUCCAGGAGCUCGCAUUCAGCCUACGACAGAAGUAUUCAACAGCCAGUGACAGCACGCCUUUGGCUACUGGCACAGCAUCAGAUACUGACCAAGGUGAACAUGAAUUAAAUGUUCAAGACGACACGCCCCACAUUGCUGAAGAAGUCAAGGUUGACACCGUCCCAGAGGCUGAGAGAGAAGACAAUCUCACAGUAACACAUCCUGAGGAAAAUCCACCUGAGACUAAAGAGGAGCAGAUAGUUGCAGACGUGCACAGUCGACCAGACAUCAAUGUGGAGGAGGAUGGCGGACAUUUUAAUAAAAACAAAGACAAUCAGCCGAGCUUCAGCGCAUCGGACGAGAUACAGAAGGUCCCUCAAGCCACCCUGGAAAAUCCCUUAGACAUGGGCCUUGGUGUGGAGGUUGAGCACUCACCCUCAGGAUCUUUGGACUCGAUGGAAUCAGUGUCUGAAAUUCACGAGGAAGUGGGAUUAUUCUCAACAGGGAUUGUUUACACGGGCUGCAUCCUUUCGAUGGUGAAGAGUAAAAUUUCACAGUGGACUAUUGAGGUGAUUUCAUUACUGCCAGAGGAGUGGAAGCCAGGGGAAACCUUGUUAGGUUGUCCUUGGCAAGCUGUUGUCAUCACUGCUUUGGUUGGAGUAGUGACCUUCAUCCUCUUCUUCUGGAGGACAGUGUUGGCGGUAAAGAAGAAAGAAUAUCUUGUGGAUGAAAAAAAAUUAACAGAGCAAAUUCUGGCACUCAAGAAAGAGAGGACUGAUGCUCUCGCCAAAAUGUCUGAACUCCAGAAACAGACUGAACGUCUGAAAGAAAACCAAAAACAGUCAAAGGAAACAGUUAGUACGACAAUGAAAAAGGUUCAAGACCUGGAGAGUAAAGUUUUGGAAGCAGAAACACGGAAUGAACACAUGGCCGAGGAAAAGAACAAAUAUGCAAAACUUCUAGAAGAGGAGAGGUCAAACUCUUUACAAAAUGGCACCCGGAUUGAGAAACUGGAGAAAUCAAACGAAAAGCUACAGCUGAGCAGGAAGAAGAUUCAGGAGGCUCUUGCUAAGACUACUGUCCUCCUGGACGAGGCCAAGAUUCGUGAAGAUGCCAGAAACGUCCAGCACAAAUGUCUGGAGAAAGAUUAUGCAGCACUAAAAGAAGAAAAUAAAACACUCAAAACCACCAUUAAGAGCUGGGAGGACAAACACAAGGAGCUGAACGAGCAGAUAAAAGUCUAUCAGAAGUCUCAGAAAGAGCUGGAGGACUCAGUGGUGCUCAAAGAUCACAACGUGGAGGUGCUGUCUGAUCUUCUGGCAGACCUAGACGCUUGUGAUUUGCAGAAAGGCGACACCAAAGUUUUAGCCAAUGGUGAAGUAGCACCUGUGUCUCUUUCAGACAAGAAGGUAGCUAUAAAGAACCGAAUCAAACAGAUGAUGGAUGUUUCACGGGUCCAGACCACUCUGGCUGUGAUCGAAGAAGAGCGAGAUCGCUUCAUGACCAAACUACUGAAUGAAGAAAAGACUAGGAAAUCACUGGAAGAACAACACCAGGAGCUGGAGCACGCCAUCGGAUCCCUAAAAAGUGAGAAGAGCCAAGUUGAAAACCAGCUAAAGAUGCUCCAGCAGAAAAACGAAAUCAUGGUCGAGAUGUAUCAGCAGAAGGAAAACGCUUUGCAGCAGAGAUUAACCAAGGAGGAGUUGGAGCGACGCAGCAAAGAGAGUCAGCUGUCUGAGGUGGGAGGGAAAGCCGUCGAGGCCGAGGAGCAGGUUAAAGUCUUACGGCAACGCAUCAAUGAAAUGGAGGAGCAGAUGAAGAAGACUGAGGAAGUCUACAAAGAGCAGAUAAAAGAACAGGAAAACAAAACUCACUCCAACUGGGUAAAUGCUCGUAACGCAGAGCGAGCUCUGAAUCAAGAGAAACUUGAAUCAUCAAAGCUCCGUGAAAAACUGGCUGUACUCACCUCCCAGCUUAAUGAGCGCCGUGCUCCUCUCUUCAGACCCAACUCUGGACAGCCUGCAGGCCCUCGUCAAGGUGAUUCAUAUGGGGCCUCUCCUGUGAGUGGGGGUGCUCCAUCCCCUCCAAUAAUGAUUGAGGGUCCCAGGCGCCCUCCUUCUGCCCCUGUAGGGCGAAGAAUUGACCCGUAUGGUCCGCGACCUCCAUCAGACCCACACGGUCGUUACGCUGAAAACAAACACAUCUCUGGGAUGGAGAUGAUGGGCCCCCGGAGCUCGUCACCUGCCAACAUGGAUGGAUCUACACAGGCAGUAGAUCCACAGAUAAAAGCAGAGACACAGGCUGAGGCCUCUACAGACAGUCCAGAGCCAGGACCUGGAUCCUUCCUAGCGUCUCCAAUCAGGGACUCACCGGGCCCCGUGGUCCAAGGACCUCCCCCCGGCCCUGGACCCCAUGACCAGCUCCCCCCUCCGGGACCCCCCGGCCGCCUGCCGCCUCCUGGACCUUACAGACCUCCCCGACCUGGCCUCUACCACCUCCCACCAGGUCCUCAUGGUCCCCUUCCUCCAAAUGUACCUCCUCAUCUUGGACCUCCACUACCAGCCAAUGGACACCCAGGCAUGCCCCUGCCUGGACCAAUGGGAGGAGAGUUUGGGCCUCGACCUGCCAACGGACAUGCAUUCCUACCCAGGCCGGGCCCUGGACCUGUGCUUGAUCCUCGGGGUCCGCCACCGCCACACUUCCGUCCCCCUCCACCUCACUUCGGACCGAUGCCUCUGCCACCUGGUGUCCGUGGACCUAUGGGACCACGUCCACCCAUCCCUCCUGACAUGCGCUACAUGGGACCGCGGGAUCACACCGGCCCACCAAUGAAUCUGCCUCCCGGCGUCCCUCCCCACCCCGCACACGGCGACGCAUUCGGUCACGCUCCACCCGAUGCCCUCCACAACUCACACACCGGCCCCAGACAGGACCUGCACGUGAAGCAGGAGGCCCCUCAGGACUCAGCGAGGCCAGCGAUGGUCAAGCCUUAAAGACUCCACCGAGCUGUGGCAGAGGACUUGAACUUAACCCCCAAACCCCCAUCACAUUAACAACCAACAACCCAGAUCCUGUCUAAACAAAGGUCAUGAUUAUUUUCAUAUAUCACUUAAAAUAAAAUAAAAAAAAGCAUUGAUGUUUAUUUAAAAAAAAACAAAAAAAACAUGGUCCUUAAAUUAAAGCAUCAAUAAUUAUGUGUCUGAAUCAACAUGAGUUAAGAGGGUUGCCACUUUUCUAAACCGCUUAUUGUGCAAUAAUAAUUCAUCAUAUGCCAGAGGAUUUUCAUUUUUGUUUAUCUUUAAAAAAAAAUAUAUAUAUAGCAAUGAUUUUUAAGGGGCAAUUUUUUAAAUGUCAUUUCCUGUGGAAAUUAUUUUAAAAAAAAAAAGGAGAGGGAGGAGGGAGUUUAGCUUCUAGCAUUUCAGGAAUACCAUAAUUUCCCAAAGCUGUUGCUUUAGAGCCGACUGUAAAGCAAAUGUGUAAUUUGAUGGCCAGAUGUAUAACUUAUUUUACUAUGAUGGUAGAACUUUUAAUAAUAAAGAAUGUAAAAGCU